This is a messenger RNA of Aspergillus caelatus, 514 nucleotides long. RefSeq lists its product as uncharacterized. The transcript is spliced from 3 exons. The record is from RefSeq and is a predicted model, not a curated record. NCBI's taxonomy places the organism in Eukaryota, Fungi, Ascomycota, Eurotiomycetes, Eurotiales, Aspergillaceae. The annotation marks the transcript as partial.
ACCAUAUCUAGCAAGUCGCUAAGAUAGUACGAGAUCAAUGUAUUUCCGGACCACUGGGUAAACAAUCCCAAAAACGCGGAGAUGAGCAUCCGACGCCGCAUCCCCGCGGUGCGGAACAUGUCCCACCAGCUUUGUUUCGCCUGUUCGAGCUCGAGCUUGAUGGUCCGUUCAAUCUGGGCAAUCUCCGCGCGCACGAUAACGGAGUUUCGGUCUCCCUCAGCAUGGUAUCUGGCCAGAAUGUCGAAGGCUUCUUCGUGUCGGUCUUUGCUGAUCAAAUAUCGAGGGCUCUCCGGCAGGAAGAAAACAAAUACCACCUGGAUCAUAGCAGGAGCCAGUUGCAGCAGUGACGGGAUCCUCCACGCCCAGUUGCUUGCGAUAGUGACUGUGCCCAAACCGACGGAAGCAGCCACGAUUUGGCCGAUGAAAUAGGAUGAGUUAAACAAGGACGUGAGGAUUGGUCGUUCCUUGGGAUAACCGAGUUCACCGAUGAGAGAAGAUCCAGCCACAAUGCAAU